Messenger RNA from Branchiostoma floridae (Florida lancelet), 2961 nucleotides. Its product is annotated as electron transfer flavoprotein-ubiquinone oxidoreductase, mitochondrial-like. Gene Ontology annotation, cellular component: mitochondrial inner membrane. The coding region runs from base 62 to 1885 and encodes 607 amino acids. NCBI's taxonomy places the organism in Eukaryota, Metazoa, Chordata, Leptocardii, Amphioxiformes, Branchiostomatidae. The record is from RefSeq and is a predicted model, not a curated record. The transcript is spliced from 15 exons. Gene Ontology annotation, biological process: electron transport chain. Gene Ontology annotation, molecular function: electron-transferring-flavoprotein dehydrogenase activity; iron-sulfur cluster binding.
UCGUAAAAUGCUAUGACCUUGCGUAAGACACAAUUUACGGUAUCCCCUUACAAAAUCGAAAAUGGCGGCGUUACUCGGUAAUGCACUGAAAGCUGGCCGGUUUGCCAGAGCGGGGGUGCGUCUGUUCUGCACCAACAAUGCUGCCACUCCCAAGAUCACCACACAUUGGUCAGUCAUGCCGAGAGACAAGGACACCAGAUGGACGGAUGUUGAUAUGGAGAGAGUAUCAGAUGAGGUGGAUGUGUGUAUUGUUGGGGCAGGGCCAGCCGGACUGUCAGCCGCCAUCAGACUGAAGCAGUUGGCCCAGCAACAGGAGAAGGAACUGAGGGUGUUGGUACUGGAGAAGGCUGUGGAAGUGGGUCUGCACACAUUAUCAGGAGCCUGUCUGGAACCACAUGCGCUAGAUGAGCUCAUACCAGACUGGAAGGACAGAGGAGCACCCCUACAUACGCCCGUCACAGAGGACAAGUUCUUGUUUCUGACUGAGAAGCGUAGCAUUCCUGUUCCCAUCUUACCAGGGCUUCCGAUGCACAACACUGGGAACUAUGUGGUGCGGCUGGGGAACUUUGUACGGUGGAUGGGUGAACAGGCAGAGGAGCUGGAGGUGGAAAUCUACCCAGGAUGCCCUGUUACAGAGGUAUUAUACCAUGAAGAUGGCAGUGUGAAGGGUGUGGCAACAAGCGAUGUGGGCAUUGGAAAGGAUGGUGCACCCAAGGAUUCAUUUGAACGUGGUAUGGAGUUCCACUCCAAGGUGGUGAUCUUUGCCGAGGGUUGCCAUGGACACCUCGCCAAACAACUCUACAAGAAGAUGGACCUGAGGAAGAACUGUGAACCUCAGACAUAUGCCAUUGGGCUGAAGGAGUUAUGGGAGAUUGACCCAGCUCAGCACAAGCCAGGAAGAGUGGAGCACACUGUGGGGUGGCCGCUGGACAGAAUGACAUACGGUGGAUCUUUCAUAUACCAUCUUGGAGAGGGAGAACCUCUGGUCUCUGUUGGAUAUGUGCUUGGUCUGGACUACACCAACCCUUACAUCAGUCCAUUUAAAGAGUUCCAGAGAUGGAAGCACCACCCUGCAAUCAAGCCUACUUUUGAGGGGGGCAAGAGGAUAGCAUAUGGGGCCAGGGCCCUCAACGAGGGAGGGUACCAGUCCAUUCCCCAGUUGGCUUUCCCAGGGGGCUGUCUGAUUGGCUGCAGCCCAGGGUUCAUGAACGUGCCUAAAAUCAAAGGAACGCACAACGCCAUGAAGUCAGGCAUGAUCUGUGCCGAGGCUAUCUUUGAUAAACUUACAGAUGAGAAUCUUCAGUCAGAAACUCAGGGAGUGUUUGUGGAUGACUAUGAGCAGAGAAUGAAGGACAGCUGGGUGUGGAAGGAAAUCAAAAGUGUUCGAAAUGUCAGACCAUCAUUCCACUCCCCCCUGGGACUAUAUGGUACGCUCCUCUACACUGGAGUCUUCUACUACCUGCUCAGGGGGAAGGAACCAUGGACAUUCUCCCACGGAGGUGCAGACUACAAAAGGUUAAAGCCUGCGUCAGAGUGCACGCCCAUCGAGUACCCCAAACCCGACAAUAAGAUCAGUUUCGACCUGCUGUCAUCGGUAGCCCUGAGCGGCACCAACCACGAGGGUGACCAACCAGCGCACUUGACCCUCAUGGACGACACAGUUCCUGUCAAUCAGAACCUGGGCGUAUACGACGGGCCUGAGCAGAGGUUCUGUCCUGCUGGUGUAUAUGAAUAUGUUCCCACGGAGGACGGCGAGGCGAUGAGACUACAGAUCAACGCUCAGAACUGCGUGCACUGCAAGACAUGCGACAUCAAGGACCCCAGUCAGAACAUCAACUGGGUCACCCCCGAGGCAGGGGGAGGUCCAGCGUACAACGGGAUGUAGUCACAUCAACAGCCUUAGACACUAGCAAUAGAGUAGAGUAAGUCGUAUGGAAAAUACACCGUUGAUGAGCAAGUACAUACCGGUAGAUGGUAAUUUUGUGACAUCUCUAGAUUUUGUUUUAUCCGAUAAUGUGUAAGAAAAAUGUUCUUCUCUUUAAGGUGACUGUUGUAAAAAUAACUUAACAUUGUUGAGAUUGACGUUUUUGCUUUCCUCACAAGACCAAGAUAGUCCAAAAGGUGGCGAGGUUAUUUUGUAUCUGUCAGGGUGUACAUGUAUGUAGUUAUUAUAACAUAUCCUGUUGAUUUGAAGAUUACAGUGUAGUGGUUGUAUGUGGUUCCAUGCCAAAGAAUUUUGGGUAAAACAAAAGUGUCCUUCUUCUGUGGGAAAAAGUACAUUAGUUACCUUACAAUGCUAAACUGAAAGCUUGCUUAUUCAUGAUUCCUUUUUCCUUGUCACCAAAGUCAUUGCUGCUUUUAUGUCUAACCAAGUCACUGCUGCUUAUAUAUUUAACUGUCAAAUCUUAAAAUGUUGUAUCUGUUUCUUAAACAUGUAGCUGGCAUAACUGCCCUUUGGUGUAACACAACAGCUUCUUGUAACAAACCAGCUUCAUGUAACACUGUACUUAGCUUUUGUAGAUAGCAAAGUUGCCUCAUUGACCAUUGAUUUCUUAUCAAAAUGCAUCCAUUUAGCCAUUUCAACAUUAGAUGCAAGAUAAAGCAGCCUACAGAGUUAAGCUUGCUUAAGCUUGCGUGCCCCUAAAUAGGCUAGCAUGUCUUCAUUUAACUCAGGGUUUUACAUGGUGUGUGUGUUUGAAUGUUCAAACCUGACAUUACUACACUAUCAGAUCAGUGUGAAGAAAAAUGUCAUUAACAUUGUUGUAUGCUCUACCAAUUCCACUAUUGGAUACAAUGUUGCCAAAUAACGAUCCAAUAAUAAUAAUAGAGACAAAAAAGAAGACCUACACCUCUGUACAAGUUUAUUUUGUUCAUUGCCACCUUUAGAAGUACAGUAUGUUCUAUGUACAUAUUGUUUUUCCCAAAUAAAAUACUAUGUUCUAUGGCAUAGAUUACUUUCCA